CCCCCCCCCCUUCCCCCGCCGUCCGCCCCAAAUGAGCGGAGCCCCCGGCGGGCCCCGGCCGAGGACCCCGCCGAGCCGCGGAGCCGCGGGCGCCCCGUCGCCCCGGCCGCCCCCCGCCGACCCGCUGCGCCAGGCCAGCCGGCUGCCCAUCCGCGUACUGAAGAUGCUCAGCGCCCACGGCGGCCACCUCCUGCACCCCGAGUACCUCCAGCCGCUCUCCUCUACGCCCGUCAGCCCCAUCGAGCUGGACGCCAAGAAGAGCCCGCUGGCGCUGCUGGCCCAGACCUGCUCGCAGAUCGGGAAGCCCGACCCGCCGCCCUCCUCCAAGCUGAACGCCGUGGCCUCCGCCGGGCUGCCCGCCCCCGAGAAGGAGCCUGCCGCCCGCCCCGCCGCUCUGAAGCCACCGGGCAGCGGGGACACACCGCCCGAGGACAAGUCCAGCUUCAAGCCCUACUCGAAGGGCGGUGGGGAGCCGCGCAAGGAGGGCGGCUCGGACAAGGCCGGUUUUCGGGUGCCCAGCGCCGCGUGUCCGCCGUUCCCCCCGCACGCUGCCGCCUCGCCCGGCAGCUCCCGCGGCGCCUCGCCCCAGCACGCCGAUCCCAAGGGCACCGAGGAGAAGAAGGAGCCCGAGGUGGGCAAGCCCAGCCCUGAGGGGACGGGCGGGGGGCUGGGGCGCGGGGCAGCGGAGCCCGGGGCUCACGGCGAGCCCCCCUCGGGCCGCAAGUCGGAGCCCCCUGCCCUGCCACCCGCCGGCCAUGUGGCCCCCGUCUCGCCCUACAAGCCGGGUCACUCUGUCUUCCCUCUGCCGCCUUCCAGCAUCGGUUACCACGGCUCCAUCGUCGGCGCCUACGCCGGCUACCCCUCCCAGUUCGUGCCCGGACUGGACCCCACCAAGCCGGGCCUGGUGGGCAGCCAGCUGCCAGGGGCUCUGGGGCUGCCGGGCAAGCCCCCCAGCUCCAGCCCGCUCACCGGGGCCUCGCCGCCCUCCUUCAUGCAGGGAUUAUGCCGGGACCCCUAUUGCCUGAGCUACCACAGCGCCUCUCACCUGGGCUCCAGCAACUGCUCCAGCUGCGUGCACGACCCCGGCAGCCUGAAGAGCGGAUACCCCCUGGUGUACCCCACGCACCCCCUGCACUCGGUGCACACCACGCUCUCUUCCAGCGGCACCCCCAGCCUGCCCGGCCAUCCCCUCUACACCUACGGCUUCAUGCUGCAGAACGACCCCCUGCCCCACAUAUGCAACUGGGUGUCUGCCAGCGGACCCUGCGACAAGAGGUUUGCCACCUCGGAGGAGCUGCUCACCCACCUACGGACCCACACGGCCCUGCCGGGGGCGGAAAAACUCUUGGCGGGUUACCCUACCUCCGGGCUGGGCUCCGCAGCCUCCUGCCACCUCCACCUCCCGCCCGCCGCCCCCGGGAGCCCCAACACGUUACCGGCCUCUCUCUCCUUGAGGAGCCCACACACUUUGGGACUAAACAGGUACCACCCCUACGGCAAGAGCCACUUGCCCACGGCCGGCGCCCUGCCCGUGCCCUCCUUGCCGGCUGCCGGACCUUACUACUCCCCCUACGCUCUCUACGGCCAAAGACUAACUUCAGCUUCUGCACUGGGAUAUCAGUAACCACAGCAGCCCCCUCCCCUGCUCCAGCCUCCUCCUCGCCCCCCCGGCCCGCUCUCCCCCCUUCCUUGCUCCCCUCCUUGGACUGUGUAUUUAUUUACUGUAUGUUAGCUUAAAGCUGGGAAUAUAAGUGCAUUAAUACACCAAUGAAUCGA
This is a messenger RNA of Apus apus (common swift), 1776 nucleotides long. It is a transcript of the gene ZNF703, whose product is annotated as zinc finger protein 703. Gene Ontology annotation, biological process: negative regulation of DNA-templated transcription. Gene Ontology annotation, cellular component: nucleus. The coding region runs from base 32 to 1624 and encodes 530 amino acids. Lineage: Eukaryota; Metazoa; Chordata; Aves; Apodiformes; Apodidae. The transcript has 2 exons. The record is from RefSeq and is a predicted model, not a curated record.